Saprolegnia parasitica CBS 223.65 is the source of this 828-nucleotide messenger RNA. RefSeq lists its product as hypothetical. Lineage: Eukaryota; Oomycota; Saprolegniomycetes; Saprolegniales; Saprolegniaceae. Bases 1 to 828 code for a protein of 275 amino acids. The record is from RefSeq and is a predicted model, not a curated record. The transcript is spliced from 4 exons.
AUGCAACAAGAUGGCGCCACCGAGAUUGCCCUACUGGAGGAGUCGUUGCCGCUGACCGAGGUCGACUUUUACGACGCGAUCAAGAAGGAGUUUGGGACCGACUGCAACGAAGAAUUCUGCAUUCGCCUCGCCCGCGCGUACCGGGGCGAGAAGAAGAACCGCAUGGGCAAGACCAUCGGCGAGACCAGAAAAGUGCUGGAGUGGCGCAAGCAAGUCAAGGCCGACGAGCUCCUCGAGACCAAGCUCGAACAAGCUGACGUGUUUGCGCAGUCGUGGCCGUCGAUGAUUUCCGGCGAAGACUACUACGGUCAUAUUAUCAACUACGACCGCCUCAAGGACAUUCAGCUCGACGCGUGCCUCUCGCAUUUCAACCUCGAGCAAGUCUUGCUCCACCGCGCCAAGCACAUGGAACGCCUUCGGGCCGAAAUGGCCGCGGUCUCCAAGCGGGCAGGACGCCGCAUCUACCGCCACAUUUGCAUUUUCGAUCUCUCGGGCAUUGGCCUCAAGCACAUGGCACCGAGCGUCAUCAACUUUUUGAAGCCCAUCUUCGACCUCGGACAAGUCUACUACCCCGAGUCGCUCUUCCGCAUGUAUCUCGUGAACGCACCGUUCGUGUUCUGGGGCACGUGGAAGAUCAUCUCCAACUUUAUCGAUCCCGAAACCAAGGAAAAGAUCCAGAUUUUCAAAAAUGCCGACAGCUUCGUCGCCGACGCCAAGAAGCAUGGCAUUCCGAUGAGCGCAAUCCCAAAGGCGCUCGGCGGCGAGAGCGUCGGGCGUAUGCUCGAUGAUAACUUUGUCGUGAGCAGCUGCGUCCCGGCGUCCGAAUAA